AUGAAGAAGAACAAAUACAAUAAGAAACCAACAUCUUUGCAUUGCAAUGAUGCAGGAGGUUGCAGAUACUCACUGCUUACUAUUGUAUGGACCGUUGUGGGAUUCUUCCUGUUGGCUCAUCUUAUCUCGCUCUAUAGCAGUAAAGAUAACAUUGAUCACCAAGUUCCUCCUGAUGAGUUACUACAAGUACAUCACCAUCAUCAUCAUCCUGUUGUUCAGGAACUUGUAAGAGUUGAAGAAGAGAUGCUGAGGAUGCCGCCACCUAGGAAGCGUUCUCCUCGUACGAGUAAACGGAAGUCGAGGAAACCGAUCCCUCUGGUUGAAGAGUUUCUUGAUGACAAGUCACCGAUUCGGCAUCUCUUCUUUCCUGACAUGAAAACAGCUGCUUUUGGUCCCACCAAGGAUAUGGGAAACGAUACGUUUCAUUACUUCCCUGGGAAAAUUUGGACGGACACAGAAGGAAAUCCAAUUCAAGCCCAUGGUGGAGGGAUUCUGCACGACGAGAAAUCUAACACAUACUAUUGGUAUGGAGAAUAUAAAGAUGGACCAACGUAUCAUGCUCACAAGAAAGGACCAGCCAGAGUUGAUAUUAUAGGUGUAGGUUGUUACUCUUCAAAAGACUUAUGGACAUGGAAAAAUGAAGGCAUUGUACUCGGAGCUGAAGAAACAAACAAGACCCAUGAUUUGCAUAAAUCCAAUGUUCUCGAGCGACCAAAAGUGAUCUACAAUGAAAAGACAGAAAAAUACGUGAUGUGGAUGCAUAUCGACGAUGCAAACUACACUAAAGCUUCGGUUGGUGUAGCCACUAGCGAUAACCCGACAGGUCCGUUCGAGUAUCUAUACAGCAAACGUCCACACGGGUUCGAUAGUCGAGACAUGACUGUCUUCAAAGACGACGACGGUGUUGCUUACCUGAUUUAUUCCUCCGAAGUCAACAGCGUGCUUCAUAUCGGACCCUUAACCGAAGAUUACCUCGACGUGACCCCGGUUAUGAAGAGAGUAAUGGUCGGACAGCACAGAGAAGCUCCAGCUAUCUUCAAGCAUGACAACACUUAUUACAUGGUCACUUCUUGGUGCACUGGUUGGGCACCAAAUGAAGCCAUGGCUCAUGCGGCUGAAUCUGUAAUGGGUCCAUGGGAGAAGUUGGGGAAUCCGUGUAUCGGCGGCAACAAAGUUUUCCGGUUAACAACAUUCUUUGCGCAGAGCACGUAUGUGAUCCCUUUACCGGGAGUUCCCGGUGCGUUUAUAUUCAUGGCGGAUAGAUGGAACCCGGCUGAUUUGAGGGAUUCGAGAUACGUGUGGUUACCGUUGGUUAUAGGAGGACCCGCUGAUCAGCCUUUGGAGUCCGGUUUCGGUUUCCCAAUGUGGUCGAGGGUUUCUAUAUACUGGCACAGUAAAUGGCAUCUACCUUAA
This is a messenger RNA of Thlaspi arvense, 1413 nucleotides long. Lineage: Eukaryota; Viridiplantae; Streptophyta; Magnoliopsida; Brassicales; Brassicaceae. The record is from the annotation of a GenBank genome assembly.